UCCACCAUUCCUCCAUUCUUCCCAACCAUCUCCACCUUCCCCGCAUCCGCAGUCGCCGCCGAUCUCCCUCUCCGCUGUCGGAGACGACGCGGCCACCAAACCCUAGCCGCAGCAGCAGCAGCAGCCGCCCAUGGCGAGCUCACGCGCGGAUCCCCGCCCGCUGGCAUGACCGCAGCGGCCGCCGAUGGAGCCGGGGCCUUCGUCGCCGUCGCCGUCGUCCGCGUGCGCGGAUCACCCCACGCCGGCGCCGGAGGAGGACGAGGAGGGGGGGAGGGGGUGGGUGGUCGUGCCGGCGAGCGAGGUCCCGGGAGCCGACGCGCCCAAGGUCAUCGACUGGGAGGACCUGCAGCAGGAGCUCGCACGCGUCUGGAGCCUCUCCGCCGCGCUCGCCACCGCCAGGGAACGCAAGGCGCUGCUCGCCGCGCGCCUCCAGUCCGCGCUCGAGGCAAGGAAGGCUUCCGUUCAGCAGGAUAAUGAGUUGGCGGAAAUCAGGGAAAGAGUGCAAGCACGUGCUGAUUUCAUGUGGGAUUUGAAAAUGCACACUAAGAAAAUGACCGAGGAUGUGGAUGAUCGAAGAGAGGAACUCCGCAUCAAGAUCCGAACCUUGUCAACAACAAGCAAUACUCUUAGCACAGCGCGAAAUAAACUUAAGGAAGCUGAUAAAUUGCUGUCAGGGGAAAAUGGUCUCCAUGUCCGUCUUAAAACUGUGGAAAGGAUGUUGCGCACAAGACAGCAAUAUAUGACAGCACAAGUAGCACAUUUAUAUCCUGUGAGACCCUUGAUUGAGCGAUCUCCAGCUAACAAGCCUAGCUUCUUGAACUCCAGUAUUCUCAAAACCAGAGAUGCGGAAUCAAUGGCUCCGAAUGGUUCUCAAAAUGGACAGGCACCUUUGGCAAUUUUGGGUCUCCAACUAUCGAAGCUUACGAUGAAAAAGACUGGCUACUUUAGUGACAAGACUGAGAUUCAGAAUUCUGCCACCGCAUUGGGUUAUGUUGCACAUGCAGUGUCCCUUAUUGCAUCAUAUCUUGAUGUUCCUCUUCGAUAUCCGCUGCGGUUGGGAGGUUCACGGUCAUAUGUUCUUGAUCGCGCGCCUUCAGUUGAGUCAUCGUCCUUAGCUUCUGCUAUAAGUUCUGCUCCUCUGAGUACAACCAUGCGAACAAUGGAAUUCCCUCUGUUUUUUGAAAGCCAGGAGACAACAAGAUCAGCAUAUGCAAUAUUUUUGCUAAACAAGGAUAUUGAACAACUUCUGAAUCACAUUGGUGCUGAAAGUCUUGGCCCGAGGCAUGUAUUAGCUAACCUCAAGCAGCUGACUACUAUUGUCCAGUCACAGCAGUACAUUUCUAAUUAAUUUAGUCCCAGAAACAUAUUUGAAGUUCUGUGAGAGUUUUGCUUACGGCUAAAUCCAGAAGCGGUUGGUGCUAUUUUUAGCAAGCACCUUUGUUUUCCAGAACACAGAUGAGUUAAGGUUUUUCUUUGCUGAUAUGUUCACUGUAAAAUGGAUAAAUGGAUUUGUCACUGUAAAAUGUGCUCACUUGGUGUACAGGAAAUAGAUGAGUAAUAAAUGAGAAAUAGUUUGCAUGUUCAACUUA
Messenger RNA from Oryza sativa Japonica Group (Japanese rice), 1589 nucleotides. RefSeq names its product vacuolar protein sorting 38. Gene Ontology annotation, cellular component: lytic vacuole; endosome. The record is from RefSeq and is a predicted model, not a curated record. Gene Ontology annotation, biological process: SNARE complex assembly. Gene Ontology annotation, molecular function: SNARE binding. Lineage: Eukaryota; Viridiplantae; Streptophyta; Magnoliopsida; Poales; Poaceae.